CUUUCAGGCAUUAGCACAAACACGUCUGAUCAGGCAUCCAUCAGCCAGCUUACCUUUGGAUCUUUCUUUUCAUCAAAGAAUCCUGAAAAAACUGUGUUAAAUAUUGAUAAUAAUAACAAUUAUUUGGGGCACUGGACAUUUAAAAGUGAAAGUAAUGGUUAAAAAUGAAAGUAGAAGUUGAUUUGUCGACAAGACGAACCAAGUGAGCGUAGUUUAUUUUUUAGAAGACAUGACUAAUUGUUUUGUCUAUUUUUGUAAUAUUUUACAUCCGAGGAUGUAUUUAUCAAACUUUGUUUUAAUCUCAGUACUGCUGAUGAUCGCUGAUGGAUUUACAUUGCGUGGUCCCUCUGGUCCUCUGGUUGCUCCUCUGGGAUCUUCAGUGGUUUUGCCCUGUUCUGUUGAUGAACUUUUAUCAGUGAAGGGUCUGGAGGUGGAAUGGAGAAGAACAGACUCUGAGACUUUAGUUCAUCUGUAUCAGGACGGUGAGAGUCAAGCAGAAUCCCAGCAGCAGGAUUAUCAGGAUAGAGCUCAUUUCUUCACUGAUCAGAUCCAACAUGGAAACUUCUCCCUCCGGCUGGACAAUCUGAGAGCUGAAGACGAGGGACAGUAUAAAUGUAAAGUUUACAUUCAGCAAGAGUCUGGUGAGACUGUGGUUCAAAUAAAAGAUGUUGAACGUUUGCUAGUAUCAGGAUCAGAUCAGCACAUAUCUGCGUCUGUGGGUGAAGACAUCACUCUGAGCUGCUCUGUAGACUCUCACAUCCCAACUGAACACAUUGAAGAGGUUUCGUGGAAGAAAACCGAUAAAAACAAAAAUAUCCUGGUUCUGGUCUUCCAAAACAAUGAGAUUUUGCCAGAUUCAUCAGAUGAGCAAUACAGAGACAGAGUUGAGCUCUUCUCUGCUGAAAUCCCCAAAGGAAACUUCUCUCUCAGACUGAAGAGUGUCAGAACUGAGGAUAAAGGAGUAUACAUGUGUCAGGUGUUUGCUGGAGAUUUAUCAGCCAAUGCAACUGUAACUGUGGAACAAAUGGGUUUCUCUGCUUCACACAUAAUGAUGCUGAUUCUCUGUAUUUCUGCGUCUGGAUCUGCACUCCUGCUCUUCUGUCUGAUCUACUGCAGAUCACAAAAUGAUGCCCGUCUUCUUCAGAUGUCUCUAGUCAUUUGUCCAAAUAUUUGUUUAUUUAUUGCUUUUGUCCUCUGGUGUGUUACUGAAGGAUCUCUGAAUGAGACCGUCGCCUGUUGUGCACUUUAUUUUCUGAGACCUCUUAUGUUGUGUUCAGCUGCUCCAUAUAAAAUAAAGUUUAUAGGUAAGACUAUUCCACUGAUGAUAGAAUAUUUUCUUUUCUCAACAGUUGUUUUUACAGUUCUUUUUAAAAAUGCCUGGGAAAAAAAUCUGAAUUUUGCAGAAUUUGACAGAAUCAUGAUAAUAGUCCUGUUUGUGAUAGUGCUUCUGCCUUGGCUCUUCCUUAUCAUUUAUGCAUUGGCUUUAAUCUUUGGAAAGCUCAGUGAACGGAUAAGUGCUAUAUUUCGUGUUUUAGUUGAGUUAAGCUUUGAUGUUCUGCCUUCAUUGCAAUUCAUUCUCCUGUUUUAUGCAUUUGGAUCUGCCAGUGGAGUAUUCUUCAUUGUUGCAGUUUUACCAGUGCUGACAACAGUUACAAAUUACAAUUGGGACAAAACAUGUGGGGUAAAUAUAGGCUGUUCACCUCUGGUCAGGAGAUCAGUGUGGUUAAUGCUGAUGUUAUUAAUUAAUGCUGUUAUGGUCUUUUUCUACAUCAUGGUUCUGGAAAGUGAUAAAGAUCAUAGUGGAUGGACUUUUGUGAUUGGAUUUCUUCAGUUACUCUGGACAGUGUGGAUAUUUGAACGGUCAUUUGAUGAUACAGAUAUUCCUACAUUUGUUCCUGUGUAUCUGCUCGGAUCAGUUGUCCUAGUGGUACUGAACGCUGGUGCUCUGAUGACUGAACUGAUACUGAAAACAAUUAAUGGUGAAGGAGCACUGGGAGAUUUGAAGAUCAUUGUCUUUUCUUCUGAAUGUCUUUGUCUCUUAUCCCUGCUGAUUUCACUAGUAUUGGCACCCUUGAUUCCCCAAAUCAGAACAUGUUUGCAGACUUGUCAGAAUGCAGACCCCGGAUCACAGCAUGAUCAGAUUCCUCAGACCGCAGCAGGAUCCGAUGAAUCUCCUGCCACUGGAUCAAACAAGAACCAGAACUCAGAAUCACAUGAAAUUAAACCUCUCAUGAUGAAGACUGAAGAUCAGGAGGCUGGAGCCAGUGGAGACACACACAUAAUCAAUUUUGAUAGUCUGAUCAAACUCUCAUGAGCUCAGACCAAAUCCAGAUCAGAGUUCAGUGUCAUUCAUUUCUAAUGGAGAUUUUAAUUGAUGAUGUAACUUUAUUUAAAUUUACUGUUUUGUUUUAUUCUUUUCCCAUUGUUUUUACUUUUGUGUUAAUAUCUGUAAAUAAAUGCGUUUAAUGAACUGUUUUAGUAACACCUUUGUCAUGUGUUUAUGUAAAUGGAGAUCUUGGGUCUGAAUGAAGGACUGUAAGAUCAGCCACUGAAGAGUCAGAGUUUACAGCAGCAGUUUUUGGGUGGGUAGUUGAGCUUUAGACUGAACAGCCACUGAUCUCAGGUGUGACUAGUUAGUCAUGUGACCCAGAGAAGACACACAGGUAGAGACGGAUGGGUAGAUGGGUUUGUCACUGUG
This is a messenger RNA of Carassius carassius (crucian carp), 2698 nucleotides long. RefSeq lists its product as uncharacterized. Gene Ontology annotation, biological process: immune response; cellular response to lipopolysaccharide; negative regulation of T cell proliferation. The record is from RefSeq and is a predicted model, not a curated record. NCBI's taxonomy places the organism in Eukaryota, Metazoa, Chordata, Actinopteri, Cypriniformes, Cyprinidae. The transcript is spliced from 17 exons. Bases 230 to 2314 code for a protein of 694 amino acids. Gene Ontology annotation, cellular component: external side of plasma membrane.